Molecule: messenger RNA, 834 nt
Organism: Musa acuminata AAA Group (dessert banana)
Lineage: Eukaryota; Viridiplantae; Streptophyta; Magnoliopsida; Zingiberales; Musaceae
Product: wall-associated receptor kinase 3-like
Exons: 1
Coding region: 1-834 (277 amino acids)
Biological process (GO): cell surface receptor signaling pathway; protein phosphorylation
Cellular component (GO): plasma membrane
Molecular function (GO): ATP binding; protein serine/threonine kinase activity
Source: RefSeq, a predicted model, not a curated record
AUGAUUAUUCUUUCUCAAAUCAAUCACAAGAAUAUUGUAAAGCUCUUGGGUUGUUGCUUGGAAGUGGAAAUUCCCAUGUUGGUUUAUGAGUUCAUCCCCAAUGGAACCCUCUUUGAGUUCAUCCAUAGCAACGAGGGGAAACUAAUUCCCUUGACUACUCGUUUACGAAUAGCUACAGAAUCUGCAGAAGCUCUCGCUUACUUGCAUUCAUCGGCAUCCCCUCCGAUCCUUCAUGGAGACGUGAAGUCACUCAACAUACUUCUAGAUCAUAAUUACGUGUCAAAGGUAUCGGAUUUCGGUGCGUCGAGGAUGAUGUCUUUGGAUGAAACCCAAUUCAUAACGAUGGUUCAGGGAACUCUUGGUUAUUUGGACCCAGAGUUCUUGCUAGUCCGUCAACUGACGGCAAAGAGUGAUGUCUACAGCUUUGGGGUAGUUUUGGUGGAGCUCAUCACAAGGAAAAAGGCAAUUUAUUAUGAUGGGAGCAGUCAAGGAAAAGCUCUUGCCUCAAGCUUCAUUGAAUCAAUGAAAGAUAGUCGACUUGAAGAGAUAUUGGAUGAUCAAAUCGUGGGAAAAGAAAACAUGGAUGUCAUCCAAGAAAUUGCCGAGCUUGCAAAGGAAUGUUUGAACAUCAAGGGGGAUGAAAGGCCUCCGAUGAGAGAAGUGGCUGAGAAACUGUAUAUGUUAGGAGGGUUCCUACAGGUCUCUUCAACACACCAUGCACCCAAGGAAUGCGAAACAUUGCUUGUUGAAUCAUCUAUGAGCUCUACCUUGGAUUCUGUGGGGUACCACAGUUUAGAGAACAAAUUGGGAUUUGAUGUAAAAGCUGGAAGAUGA